Amoebophrya sp. A25 is the source of this 722-nucleotide messenger RNA. The record is from the annotation of a GenBank genome assembly. Lineage: Eukaryota; Dinophyceae; Syndiniales; Amoebophryaceae.
AUGGAGCAAGAGGCGAAGGCCAAGUCAGCAAUGAAGCCACCUGCUGCAAAGCCGCGAGGUAAAGCUUCCUAUUCAUUUUUUCUUGCUGAGUCAACUUGUUCGUGUAGGCCAUUUAUUUCUCAACUUCUCGUGUAGGUGUAGCAGCAGCUAGUGAACUGAGCGAGGUGUUGUUCUGUUUUUCGCUCUAUCCAAUAGACACGCCGUGGCGCCGGGAAACAGAUACUGUACAUGAAAAAUCUUCACAGGUCGUCCCAGGAAGAACAACAACCAGCAACAAGCCGACAAGGAAAACGAGGCCCCCUGCAAUGGUAAGACAACCAACAGCAAGCAGGGCGCUAAGGAAGAGAUGAAAGAGGAACCAACGACUACGACAACGAGCGGAGUUCUGCGAGAACGCAUUUUAUGUUGAGUUGGUCUACUUGUUUUCAGAUGGAGCUACGGUAGUAGACAUUCGCUAUCCCUAUAGUAUCCGACUCGACUCCAACUACCUUGAUGUUGAUGCUGAUCCUUCUAGCUGUAUUUUUUUCAAAAAUUCACUAUGCACCUUUGGUCUAAGAAACUGGCACUUGCAGUUGCUUACGCAGCUGGAGGCUUUGUUUUUCUGAUGUGCAAUUGCAUUGUUAUGAGAGUCACGCUAUACCUGCCUGCCCCACUCCUGAAUGUCACAAGCUGGCUAGACCUUCUCGUCUUUGAAUUCUUCACCUGUUCUAAUGAAUGCGAAC